Molecule: messenger RNA, 1739 nt
Organism: Neopelma chrysocephalum (saffron-crested tyrant-manakin)
Lineage: Eukaryota; Metazoa; Chordata; Aves; Passeriformes; Pipridae
Gene: PHLDA1
Product: pleckstrin homology like domain family A member 1
Exons: 2
Coding region: 326-784 (152 amino acids)
Biological process (GO): positive regulation of apoptotic process
Cellular component (GO): nucleus
Molecular function (GO): phosphatidylinositol phosphate binding
Source: RefSeq, a predicted model, not a curated record
CUCCGCUCUGCACCGCGCGGGGCUUCCCCGCGCCUGGCGGGCGGGAGGAGCCGCCGUUUCCGCUGGGUGUCACUCUGGGGUGGGAGAGGCGCGUUCAAAAGCGAAGGGCAGGGAAAAGCCCGUCGACAGCCCCGGCCGCCCGCACCGGCAGCGUCCGCCGCCCGCCACGCCGCGGCACGGGCGGCAGCCGCUGCGCUUCCUGCGGGCCGGGGCGCUCCCGGCCCUCCGCCUCGGAGCCGGCGCCCGGCGGAGAGUGCUCGGCUGGUGCCGGCUGCCCCCCGAGGCCAGCCCCUGCGGACGGAGGCCGCCUAACCCUGCCAGAAGGAUGCUGGAGGGCGGCUGCAAGGCGGUGAAGGAGGGCAUGCUGGAGAAGAGGAGCGACGGGCUGCUGCAGCUCUGGAAGAAGAAGCGCUGCAUCCUCACCGAGGAGGGGCUGCUCCUCAUCCCCCCCAAACACCCCCCGCCGCCGCAGCAACAGCAGCAGCCGCCGCUGCCGGCUGAGCCGGCGGCCAAAAUCAAGGAGCUUCACUUCUCCAACAUGAAGACGGUGGACUGCGUGGAGCGGAAGGGCAAGUACGUGUACUUCACGGUGGUGAUGGCCGAGGGGAAGGAGAUCGACUUUCGGUGCGCGCAGGAGCAGGGCUGGAACGCGGCGAUCACGCUGCAGAUGGUGCAGUACAAGAACCGCCAGGCCAUCCUGGCCGUGCGUUCCACCCGGCAGAAGCAGCAGCACCUGGCGGCGCCCCACGGCCCGCGCCUCCGCGGCGCGUCCAACUCCGCCUAGCGCAGGUUACGUUCACGGAGCGCUUCGGGGAAGCGGGACUAAGAGCGUUCGUGGCGGACCUGCGCCAGGGGGUCUGAAACUGGGGAAGCGCCGGAGGGGCAGGUAGACCGGAAAGAAGCGGCUCAAAAGCCUGAACCCUAGCCUGCUGCUGCUUUGCCACCCUCGGUGCCGAGAAGCAUUUCAAAUCUAUUAUUUAUGAACCUUGGAAAGGAUACUUUGGUGCGAUGGGAUUUCUAGGAGACAUGAUGUACUGUAACUUUAUUUUAAUGUAUUUUAUUUAUUAGAGUUGUUUUCUUUUGGUUUUGUUUUCCUCUUUUUUCUUUUUUUUUUUUUUUUAAGGCUUAUUUGCAGGAUAUUUCUGAAUGUAGGAUGUAUCAUAAAAGCAAAGGAAAAACCAAUAUGCAUGUUAGCUCCCUGAAGGAACUAAAAAGUUCUGGGUAGUUUGGCUGUGUGCAAUUUGACAAAAAAGUUAUCCGUUUUUUUUGUCCAAAAUACACUAUAUUCCUCUGACAUGGAAAAUGUGAAACCCAUACUGCAUAUGACAUCUGUUUUCUCUAAUGAGAAUAACAAUUGUAGUCUGAGGUUUAAAUUAUUGCCUUUUAAAAUAUUAAACGUGGUGGAAGAUGGUAAAAAGUUAUUAAUGCUUGACUAUUCAAAAAGCAAUGUUGCUUGUUAUUCUGAGGUUAAAACCCAUCUGUUUAAUGUAUGAGCAGAGCAGAACCUGACCAACUUCUUUUGUGAUCCAGGAAUCUGAAUUGGAUUCCAGCUAUCAGUGCGAUGUGCUUGCUCCUGGGCUGGCGAGCCAGAGCUGAGGUGUUCACGAACAUUUCUUACUGUCCAAGUUCAGGGCUCCCUCUGCACUCUUGUUCUUUAAAUGAUCUGGGCUGUCAAUCUGUAUUGCUUUUUCAUGGCGGUUUUUAAAUGUCUUGCAUUAAAGCAGCCCAUAGUUUAAAAU